This is a messenger RNA of Epinephelus fuscoguttatus (brown-marbled grouper), 4242 nucleotides long. It is a transcript of the gene gdap1, whose product is annotated as ganglioside induced differentiation associated protein 1. Gene Ontology annotation, cellular component: mitochondrial outer membrane. The coding region runs from base 17 to 1105 and encodes 362 amino acids. The record is from RefSeq and is a predicted model, not a curated record. NCBI's taxonomy places the organism in Eukaryota, Metazoa, Chordata, Actinopteri, Perciformes, Serranidae. The transcript is spliced from 6 exons. Gene Ontology annotation, biological process: mitochondrial fission; mitochondrial fusion.
CAUACUAACAGAUAAAAUGGCGUCCGAAAACAGCUCUGAAUCCCAGGAAGAGCAAACAGCUCUGAUAGAGAAGGAGCCAGAACAAGAUGAACAUCAGACAUGUGGCACAGUCGCAGAGAAAAGCGGAUCCAAACUGACUCUGUAUCACUGGACUCAGUCCUUCAACUCUCAGAAGGUGCGCCUGGCCAUGGCAGAGAAAGGAUUACGCUGUAAGGAGUACGAUGUGAGUCUACCGCUCAGUGAACACAACGAGCCCUGGUUCAUGCAUCUGAACCCCACUGGUGAGGUGCCCGUCCUCGUCCACGAUGAAAACGUCAUCUGUGACCCAACACAGAUCAUGGACUACCUGGAGCAGAACUUCAACGAUGAAGGCACUCCCAAGCUGAUCCCUGAAGAGGGCAGCACAUACUACCACAGAGUGCAGCACUACAGAGAGCUGCUGGACUCACUACAGAUGGACGCCUACACCCACGGCUGCAUCCUCCACCCUGAGAUCACAGUGGACUCCCACAUACCAGCGUACGCUGCUACAUGUAUACGAACACAGAUCGGGAACACACAGUCUGAGCUGAAGAAACUGGCAGAGCAGAACCCGGAGCUUAAAGAUGCUUAUAUAGCCAAACAGAGGCGCUUGAAAUCCAAGCUGUUUGACCAUGACAACAUGAAGUACCUGAAGAAGCUUCUGGAUGAACUGGAGAGUGUGAUGGACCAGGUCGAGACGGAGCUACAGAGGAGGGUGGAAGAAACACCAGAAGAAGGCAGUCAGUCCUGGCUGUGUGGUGAUUUCUUCAGCAUGGCCGACGUCUCUCUGGCAGUCACCCUACACCGUCUCAAGUUCCUCGGCCUCUCCCGCCGCUUCUGGGGCAACGGUAACCGUGUGAACCUGGAGACUUAUUACAAUCGUGUGGUGGAGCGCCCGGCCUUUAGGAGAGUCCUGGGCCAUGUCAACAACAUCCUGAUCUCUGCUGUCCUUCCUGUGGCGUUCCGUGUGGCCAGGAAGAACGCGCCGGUUAUCUUUGGCACCACUCUGUUGAUAGGCGUUCUAGGAGGAGCUACAUACCUAGCUUUUCUUUACAUGAAGAAGAGACUGGCUGUCUCCUUCUGAGGGAGCCGACAAGGGCUGGAGUUGCUUUGGGACUGAACUGGGGACUGUAGAAAAACAGAAAAAAAUACGACAAAGGUCGCCUAAAUCAUAAUUUAAAUUGUGUGAAGUUAAAGUGCAGGGAGGAAUUUGAUCAUUUAGCAGACAUUAAUAUGUAACUGAAUCAAACCUUGAUUGUCUUGUUUUCUGUGUUGCUGGUUGCACAAAAUGCACUUUUAUUCAUCAUCAGUAUGUGACUGCUGCAUUACACGCCAAAGGAUCAUACUGGUAGUUUUACAUGUUUCUGCCAUUUCUUAUAAAUCACAUUUAUCAUAUCUAGUGUGGCUUUGUAGAUAAACUUUUUAAAGGAGCUCCAUUCGACAUUCAGAACACUGAUAUAGUGGUUAAAGUGCUAUGUAAAGAUAUGGUGGACUAAUAGCGUCCUGAGCAGAGAAAUAGUCACUCUACCUUUCUAUGUGUUGUAAUACGAGCUUCUCUGUCCUUUGUUGAGGUAGAUGGCCCAGCCACACGUGCAGUGUAUCCCACUAGCUAGCUACAGUAGUUGUCACCACUCUGCACUGCGCUCAUACAGCAGUUAAUGCUGAGAACGCCAGUAAUGGCAUGGCUCUGAGUCCGUAACAAAUAAGGUAAGCACAUGUGAGGGAUAAACUAAAAGAAAAAACUUUAAACAAAUGCAAAAAUGAUAAAGCUAACAACAGAUGCUGGCAGGAAAACAUGCUACCAGGUAAACUAGAAAUCAUACAAAAAUUGUACUAUGCACAAAAAUAAAAGAAUUUGACAAAUAACAUCAUGUGGCACCAGGGAUAAGAAGUCUAAAAGAUGACCAGAAUGGGGCGGGGUUUAAGCAACCUGGAGACAGUGGCCAGCUGCUUCCAAUUCCUUAACAACCUCCAGCUCUUAUCAGUCAGGAAGCAGCAACACUGAAAAUACACACAACACAUGUAAGCCUUGGCAGAGGCCCUUGGGCCAGCACACUGUCCUGAUGAGCCCGCUCUCACUCCGAAGUCGUCGAAAUCCGUUGCUUGGGCAGUGACUUGCGGCGUCAGACACUGACGAAAAAAGCUGUCCUUUAACGUCUGCAUGAUAUAUGGCACUCAGUGGCAUCAGGGGGAAACGAAGUGGGACAAAAACAAAAGUAAAGGUGGUGAAAGUCCAACUAGACCGGGUGGGAGGGCGUUGGAUGGGUCCAACAAACACAGAAUUUUACCCGGAAGAGUGGCGUUCACGUCCCGAAUUAUUCUAAAGCCAAACCCUGUUCUUUUAUCCAAAACUGAAACGUGUGUGUUGGCAAAAUGUUGUUGAAGGAAAAAAAAGAAAAAUUCAGGUUGUUGUACUGAUGUAGUGCUUUUAUUUUGAAAAGCUGUAUGUAAACGUUAAAUUUCCUGUGAAAACAGAAGUGUAUCUUGAAAGAAGACAAUGCAUGUAACAGGCAGAACUUGACACGGUGUCCCAGAACAUCAACAACCAACGCACCCAGGGUACCUUUCUUAUCAUAUCUGGACGUGGAAGGUCCGUGACCAAACGAUAUGUGACAAGGUCAGAGUGAGAAUGUGUUGUCCUGACCCACUAUGGCAGGAUGGCAUCGUCAUGGAGGCAUGGCAGUCCCCAUCCUGUUUCCACCUACAUUAACACUGUUAGCGCUGUCAGUACUGUUUGUGGUGUUAGCACUGUUAGCCGUGAGCCGCUAGCCACCAGCUCAGCCACCUCCAUGUUGAGAGCCGUGUGCAGACAAUCCUUGCUCAGACUCUGAAUCACAGACAUGCUCUGAAUAUCGUAUAGAGCUCCUUCAAGAGUCAGCUUCAAAACAGCGUUGUAUUCACAUGCUAUAUUAUGGUAGCAAGUAUGAAUAAACUAGAUGUCAGAGAUUAAAAAAAAUGAAAGUUGCCUGAUUAUCUUUUAGCUGUGCAGUUUGUUUUUAUGAUCCAUGUAAUAAAAUAAGAGAAGACAGAACUUAAUCAUGAGUGAGCACAGCAGUUGCAGUAAGUAGAAAACACCACAAAUAUAUAGAGUGCAAAUACAAAAAUAUACAGACCAAAAAAUUGCGCAUGAAUGUACCAUCCCUCUCUGACAAAAUUGAAAUUACAUGUCCAAAUUUUUGGACUUUUGCCUGCGUGCCAUGCAACUGUAGCAGCUUUGACACAUAACAGCAAAUGUAGAUUUUCAUACUGUGCCGUAAGUCUUCAGUGCUCCUAUAAGGCAUACUUGAUUUAUAGUAAAUGGGAUCAAAUGUGCAAAAACACCAGCAUGGUCAGACAUCUUAAGGUGAACUAAACCACAAUAUGUUCUGCCUCAAAUGUGCUUUGGCAUAUAUUAUUUUAUCGUCAUCCAUCUUUGCAUGUUAGAGAUUUUUAAGAAGUACACUAGACGCCCACAGCCUGCUUUCUGUGACUAUGUCUGCCAGCAUUUAACAAACUGAUCUGCCCAGCAUAACUUCUCUCUGUAGGAACUCCCAGUUAUCACACGUGCACCCAUGUUUUACUGUAUGACUGACGGAUAAUUGUGUGAAAUAUCCUCUAUGUAACAAUAGCUGAAUGGAUGCUUUUCCAACCUUGUUUACAUCUUCUUCAGACCAUCAUAUUCAACAUCUGUGUGAAAUUAAACUACUCCCUAACAAUCUGCAGCGUUCCCUGUCAAUCGGGUAUAACUGAGAAUGGCAUUAAGAUUUCACAACUCAGCAUCAUUUCACAGACCAUCAUGUAUCGUAAAGGUCUUAAGCGUUUCAGGAUUUCACAGGGAAACAUCUAAAGACUAAUCACAUUCCCCAGGGUCUGGAUGUAAGUCAGCAUCUUCGGUAAUCUGUUUGCUCAGUCAGGACCUCUGGGCCAACGCUGACAUUUAACAUAUGCUCAGCUUUGAUUUAAACUCCUCCUCACGUGAGCUCAGCAACACAUAACGCAGAUGCAUGCGAAACCUUUCAACAAAGCCUGGCCUUUGUUUUCACUGUCCAGAGGGCUGGGUAGUGUCGCUGUCAAAGAAAUGCCUCACACGUGUUAAAGCCACAUGUGAGCCAAGCUGUCAAAGGACCAUAACCUCAUACUGGUGUGUUAGCUCUGGAAAAUCAUACCCCUGCAAAUGGCAACCAAAAUGACAUCAUUUUAGCAACAAGGUUAUAUCACACAGGUGUCAUUUUAAGGGAUAAG